Amphiprion ocellaris (clown anemonefish) is the source of this 3464-nucleotide messenger RNA. RefSeq names its product toll-like receptor 13. NCBI's taxonomy places the organism in Eukaryota, Metazoa, Chordata, Actinopteri, Pomacentridae. The transcript has 6 exons. Gene Ontology annotation, cellular component: membrane. Gene Ontology annotation, biological process: immune response; toll-like receptor signaling pathway; inflammatory response. Bases 24 to 2762 code for a protein of 912 amino acids. The record is from RefSeq and is a predicted model, not a curated record. Gene Ontology annotation, molecular function: transmembrane signaling receptor activity; protein binding.
AUAGAGCUGACUGUGACGUGAAGAUGGUGCGAACUGUUCUGUUCCUACUUCUUCUUCACACCUCGGCCUGCUGGGGUUUUGGCUUUAAAGGCUGCUCUCAGAACUUCCCCAAGACAGACACCAUGUGGUGCUUCAACCAGAACAUAGUGAACCUCUCCGAUGUCGUCAGCAUGAUCCCAGAUAAUGUAACUACAAUCAACCUGUCCAAGAACAAGAUCAGAGUCAUCCCAGUUGGAUCAUUCAGUCGGCUGACCGGUCUCAGGCACUUAGACCUGAGCCAGAAUGAGCUCGUCUCUCUGAAAAGAGGAGUGUUUAGAGGCCUGGACUACCUGGAUUGUCUCAACCUCACUUGUAACAACAUCUCACACAUUAACCCCACUGCAUUUGAAGGAUUAACCAGGCUGCAAACACUCCUUCUGACCCACAACACACUUCUAUUAAUCCACCCAGCUGUCUUUGAUGUCCUCCUCGCCAUUCAGCGAGUUGAUCUUUCUCUCAACGUGCUCAAGUCUUUCGACUGUGGACGGUCUGGAGGGUCCUCCACUCUCAAGCACCUUGAUCUUUUUGCCAACAACAUCCAGAAGUUAAAUGUGAGUUGUUUCCCUGCCCUUGAGUACAUCAGACUGUCCAACAACACAGAAAUGCAGCUGCCGGCUGAUGUUUUUGCCUCCAACCCAAAGCUGAAGACUCUGCUCCUGCAGGGAGUGAAAGCAGAACUGGUGGUGGGACUCUCUACACAGACAAAGAGGAACCUGUCUUGGUUGUCAGUUUCUCUGUUUCUGGAUAAACCUCCAUGGACUAUCUGUGAACUGCUGAGAGGAAUGGACAAACUUGAGAAAAUAGAAGUAGAUUUGAAAGGUUCCAAGUUACCUCAGCGUAACUCCAGCCUGCUGGACUGUAAACUUCCACAGGUGGUUGCCAUCUUGGACGCAAAUUUUGGGAACGUGGCCCAGUUGUCGCUGGGUAAGGGGAACACAAGCAGACUUGAUCUCAUCAACUGUGGGUUGAGACAGAUAUCUCACGCUACAUUUGAGGGUUUCAGAAGACUUAAAACACUGCAGCUGAAUCAAAAUAACAUCGUCCUUCAGCAGGACACUUUCAAAGGCCUGACGCACCUUACUUUUUUAAGCUUUGACAGGAACAAAAUCCAUGAACUUGACCCUAACUGGUUUAUCCCUCUGAAGAGACUCACCCGUCUGUCUCUACUGAAAAAUCAAAUCACCGAGUUGACACCUAAUGUGUUCAGUGCCCUCACCCAACUUGAGCAGCUCUACCUGCAGUUCAACCUGCUAAAAUACAUCACCAAGAAGCCUUUCAGUAAACUGCGCAAGUUAACGAAGCUCAACCUCAGUCUAAACAUCAUUGACUUCAUUGAAGAAGGCUCCUUUCAGGACCUGACAAACCUAAGAUACCUGGACUUAAGUGGGAACCACAUCAAGAGGCUGACACCACCAAUUCUAUCUGGGCUCAUAAAUUUGAGAAAGUUUGUUCUGUAUAACAAUCGCCUUCAUUUUAGGUCCUAUGAAACUCCUUUUAUCAACCUUCCUUCUCUGGAGUAUCUGGAGAUGAAUUACCAGGGGCCUGGAGGUCAAGGUAUUGGAAACAUUGGGCCAAAUUUCUUCCAAGGUCAACAUCGGCUCAGCCAUAUUGCCAUCGGACAUAGCAUCAUGAUGAACAUACAUCCCGAUGCAUUCGUUCCUCUCGUCAAUUUGACGCAGUUGUACAUAGCCGGAGUGGUUAUGAAAACAACCAACCUGACUGCAGUGUUAUUGCCUUUGAAGAGGCUAAAGAAGCUGACUCUGUACAGGGCAGACCUUGAUGUUCUGCCUGCAAACCUGCUGCCUCCAAAUAAUACACUGGAGAUCCUUAAAGUCCAAGCAAACCACAUCCACACUGUGGACAAAGACCUGCUGGAUGCUCUGCCGAGAUUGCGAGUUUUGGAUGUCACAGAAAACCCACUGAGCUGUAUCUGUGAUAACUCCUGGUUCAAGACCUGGGCCAUAAACAAUGAUCAUACACAGGUGUCCUACCUGUACAAUCUGCGAUGUGACAACGGCAGGAGGUCUUCCUACCUGUGGCAGUUUGACGAUAAGGCCUGCUCCUAUGAACAGGUUUCCUUCACUCUCUUCAUCACCUGCUCUGUGAUAGAUGUGUUGUUGGUAUGUGUGUGUCUGACCUGGCAAACACAAGGUCCUGCCCUACGCUACCUGCUGCUCAUCGUCAGAGCAAAACUCAGAGGACGUAGAGGGGUGGAAGGGGCCAAAUAUCAGUACGAUGCGUUCGUCUCCUACAGCUCUAAGGACGAGGCCUGGGUGAUGGGACAACUGGUGCCUAAUCUAGAGAAUCCAGCAGCUGGUGCAGCGAGGCUCAGACUAUGCCUUCACCACAGAGAUUUCCGGCCAGGCACUGCCGUUCUGGAGAACAUCGAGGCAGCCAUCUACAGCUCCAGACACACCAUCUGUGUGGUAACACGCCACUUCCUGCAGAGUGAGUGGUGCUCUGUGGAGUUUCAGCUGGCCAGUCUGAGGCUGCUGUGUGAUGGCAGUGACGUCCUGCUGCUACUGUUCCUGGAGGAGAUCCCUGAACACUGCCUGUCUCCAUAUACCCGCCUUCGCAAGAUUGUCCGCAGAAAGACCUACCUGCUGUGGCCGGAGGAACCACAGGAGCAGGACGCCUUCUGGGUCAGACUGAUAGAUGCUUUGAAAGGCAAUGAGGAGGAGGAGGAGGGAGGAGAGGAGGAGUUGGCUCGACUAAUUGAGUAACAACUCCAUUGUUCCUGUUAAUGGUGAAAAUAAUGAGGACACAACAAACAGAAGAGACCCUCUUUGUUUGGCUUGUGCAUUAAGAGUCUGCGAGGCUAAUGGAUGUUACAUUUAUUAUAGCUUUUAACUCCCUCGAUGCAAUGCAGUCACUGGAGAAACAAUAGAAAGUUAUUUUACAGUUUCAGUCAGGAAACUAAUUUGAAACAGCCCCAGAAUUUUUUUUUUCUGAAUAAAUGUGGACAAAAGAUCAGUUGGGAAAUUAAAAGAAGCUUUAUGCUUAUACACAGCUUCAAACUGAGAUGGUGAGACUUUCUCUGCUUUUUUGUUCAGUUCCUUUUUAUUUGUUUAGCACUUUUCUUUUCACACUGCACUCUUGGUAAAGUAACAAAAUCUGGGUAUUUAUGGGUAAUAAUCAACUUACAGGAGUGUUGUCUUAAUGAUUUAUUAUAUACAAAAACUCACAAUAUAAAUUUCACCACGUGAGUAAAUAGUAUUUUAGUGAGUCCAUAUUUGGCACAUUAACAGGUUCAUAAUUGUAUUCUGGGGUCUGCUAGAAUAUGUUUCCAUGCUUUAAUGGUCAUAAAAUCUGAUUUUUUUUUCUCACACUGUACAUUGCUACAGCAUCUUUUCUCACCCUCUGUCUGAAACACCCUGUUUUAGCUCUUUCAGAUGCUGUACCAUGCUGAAGGAUAGUGAGGUAAC